AGCAAGCUGCACAUCACGUGAAGUACAUUUCACUAUUUAUAGCGUGUUACUGUCAACUUUUGAAGGCUGAACGUUCACAAACACACUCUGCAUUCACUGCCGAUUGUUUUGAACCCAUCUACGCUCCUGUGUGUCCCUUAAAAUAUUUUUAAAUUCUAUAAAUCGCUGUGCCCCUUGAGCAACCUCGUGGUUAGUUCAGAAAUUCAAGCUGGUUGACGAGUGGUUGAAAUUGAGUCAUCCAUUUGCCGGCUUAGUUCCAGCUGUGCAAAAUGAGUAAAAAGAACAAGAAAAACAAAUGGAAGCAGGUGGACCUUGGCACAGUCCUACAAGAAACCCGUCCAGUAGCAUGGGCGGAAGAAGUUGAAAUUGAUGAACGAGAUCUGCAGAUAGCAGCGGCUCGCAAGUCUGCUUUACCAACAGCGCCACGUUCUGCCAGAGGUACUGAUGAUGAACGGGUACCAAAUUCUCCACCCUAUGUGGCAUACAUCACAAAUAUCCCGUUUGAAACUAUUGAAGAGGACAUUGAAGAAUUCUUCAGGGACCUCCAGCUUGAAACUAUUAGGCUUCCAAGAAACGAUGCUACGGGAAAACUCAAAGGCUAUGGAUAUGUUGAGUUUACUGAGAGGGCGGGCCUCAUCGAGGCUCUUCAAAUUGCGGAUACGAGCAUGAAGGGCCGACGGAUAAGGAUCGAUGUAUCAGAAAACAAUGACCGAGACCGGGGCUACGGCAGGUCAGACCGCAUGGGCCGGGACCGCAUGGGCAUGGGUAUGGGCCGCGAGGAGGACCCGGAACGGACGAUGGGUGACUGGAGAUCGGGGCCUCGGUCCGAGCCGGCCGGAGAAGACCGCGGGCGGUCCGGCGGGCGGCCUGGCUUCGGCGGCUUCGGCGACCGGGACGGCGGCCGCGAGCGUGACAGCGGCUUCGGGGCGCCCCGCGAGAUGGACAACCGCGAGGGCGGCUGGCGGGAGGGCAUGGGCUCUGGCACCGGCGGCUCCAGCUUCGGCGACAGGGACAGAGACAGGGACUCCUUCAGAAGUCGAGGUUUCGGCGACAGGGACCGCGACGGCGGCGGCAUGGGCAGCCGCUACGGCGAUCGCGGGGGUGAUCGCUAUGGCGACCGCGGCGGCGACCGCUACAGCGACCGCGGCGGUGAUCGCUAUGGUGGCGACCGCGACGGCGACCGUCCGCGAUUCGGCGGCGACCGCGACGGCGACCGCUACGGUGGCGACCGGCCCAGGUACGGUGGCGACCGAGAGGAAGGCGGCGACAGGUUCGCUCGGCGCGACGACGGCCCUCCCUCAGACUCAUCAGGAGAAGCGAGAGCUCGCCCCAAGCUGCAGCUGCAGCCUCGCACUCGGCCCGUGGAGGUCAUCCAGCCCACUCCAGAAGAGAAGAAGGAGAAGGAGAUUGAAGAGCGAGAGAAGCUGGAGAAGGAGAAGGCUGCACAAGCUCCCCCCGUUCCACGUGCGUCCAUUUUCGGAGCGGCCAAGCCCGUGGACACCACUGCCAGGGAGAGGGAGAUCGAGGAAAGGCUGGCCAAGGAGAGGGAUCGCGCUCCUCGUCGCGACGACCCGGAGAGGAAGGACAAGGACGACAGUGGAAGGUCCAGGGAAGCCAAUGAGGACGGUGACGAAUCCAAGAAGGUUGAACCCGCACCACCUCCCAAGGAGAAUGCCUGGUCCCGCCGCCCGCGGUUAGAUGAUGCAAGCUCCAACAAUGGUGACACCAAGGCCAACGAUCGUGGAACUUCUGAAAAUGAAGGUAACGACAACAAGGAUGAUAGAAGCCGUGACAGGAAUCAUAUCAACAACAAGGAGCGGGAAAGCAGUGAUUUGAAGGAAGACGAGUUCAGAGACUUUCGCACAAAUAGAAGCGGCUCGAGGGACAAGAAAGAUGUGGAUCUCCAAAAAGAGGAUGGCAGCAACGCUGACAGGUAUGAGCGAAAGGCAGGACGAGGGCGCGUUGGUCCUCAUGGAUCUCAAAAGGGAAUGGGCCAUGCUCGGGUAGACAGGGUGACGAGUGGUGGUGGUGGUAAUAAGGGCAAACAACCCACAGAUAGACCGUCACGUAGAGAUCAUUCCAAUGAAGAUCGACGUUUGCCCAAAUAUGAAGAGAAGCCUCAACCAAACUUCGUUGCUUCAAAUAAGUAUGCUUACUUGAAUGAAGAUGAUCAGGAAGAUUAAUGUGUGCAAAAGUCCCCUAAUUUGAUAGGCCGUGUGUUUUAAUUGUAAAGGCAUUUUGAACAUUGCAUCUGCUAAAAAGUCUUGAAGAUUGUUGGUGAGAAGAUGUUGCUACCUUCUGUUUUUGAGAGCAGCUGACUUUAGUUUGUUUCUAUGGUGCAGAUCUGCAUUUUUUUGGCCCUUAACUAUUCACUUUUAUUAAGAUGGGGUAAAAUGGGUGUAAGAAUUUUAAAUCAAUACGUUGUGGUGCAAAACUUGUCCUCAUGUUUACCAAUAUUGACUUGAACAUGUGGAUAAAGUGUGAUCAAUUCAUAUUUCAUGUGAUGUGUAAGAACACAUCUCAAACUAUUAGAAAUGCCUGGGAAUUUUUAUUCUAAGGGUCAAAUUUUCUCAAGUCCUUUUCAUCUUAUUUUAAUUUUAUUAUGUUUAUAUCUGACACAGGUGGCAGGUCCAAAUUUUCAAAUGUGUCAUCUGAUCAUUGAAUAAUCUGGAUCAUUGCUGAAGCUAUUGCCAGUAUAGGUCAAAGUUUUAUUUUUGUCUUAUCAAUGGAUUCAGAUAUGUACACAACUUCUUGUCAACUGAUAUUCAAAUAAGAACAUUUAAUUGUAAGGUUUAUUGCCUGACCUUUGACAUUGUGUGGUAGAAAUGAAUGUGUUGAUAAAUUUUGAACAAUUUUGAAGAUAGCCUUAAGCGUUUCAGUUGAGGUUUAAAAGAAACUUCUCAACUUUUUCUGUAUUGAGACUGUCCCUCAUGUUUCUGGCUGACUGAUGGCUUGGUUCUGCUGAAUAGCUUGUGGCCUUUUUUCAUUAGUGGAGGCUGAGACUGUGCCAGUAACCACUAUAGUGUAAAGGAAAAUGUGUAGAUUUUAGAUACCUGACAUGUAAAAAGUACUAUAUCUAUUGCUCAUUCUGGUUCUAAUAUUUUACCUUGGGUUAUGUUCCAGUAACUUUUGAUUGUGUGUGGUGGUUGAGGAUAUGGUCUUGUCAACUCCUGUAGUGUACAUCUGUCUAUGUUAGAAUUGGUUUGUCAACAUUUUCUACCUCAUUUCUGGUCAACAGGCAAUAUGCUUUCAGGCUAAUUUUCGCAGAAAUGUCUUUGAUCUUACUUAUUUCAUCCUACCCCUGCGUAAGUUCAGCCAUUUGUCUUCACUGAGAUAUUGUAUAAGCCGAAUAGUGAUGUGGAGGAACUCUUGUCAAGUCAUAACGAUGUGGGUUACUCUGUGUUACUCUGUAUGUAUUACUGUGGUUAUAAAUAAAUGUUUGAUCAUAGAUA
Thrips palmi is the source of this 3452-nucleotide messenger RNA. It is a transcript of the gene eIF4B, whose product is annotated as eukaryotic translation initiation factor 4B. The transcript has 13 exons. Bases 270 to 2183 code for a protein of 637 amino acids. Gene Ontology annotation, molecular function: RNA binding. Lineage: Eukaryota; Metazoa; Arthropoda; Insecta; Thysanoptera; Thripidae. The record is from RefSeq and is a predicted model, not a curated record.